Molecule: messenger RNA, 2141 nt
Organism: Sitodiplosis mosellana (orange wheat blossom midge)
Lineage: Eukaryota; Metazoa; Arthropoda; Insecta; Diptera; Cecidomyiidae
Product: NACHT and WD repeat domain-containing protein 2-like
Exons: 11
Source: RefSeq, a predicted model, not a curated record
AAGACGUUAAGAAUUUAUCCUCACACUUCAUAAUAUUCGGUUCCAUACUCAAUUUAUCAAUUUAUUGUAAGUGUUUGGAGGUUGUUUUGUUCGUUUGUAUAAAAAUGAUAACAUUGUGGGUAAAUUUAUUUAUCGAAUACGACGGAAAUAACACUCGUGCGCACAUUGUCUCAUAGUAUGAUACUUUCAUGCAUACAAUGCAUGUCAUACAAUAUAUCGAUCAAACAUUCAAGUCAAAUAAUGUCUGAAUGCAAUGAAUUUAUAGCUCCACAUUUUAGUCAAGUGUCGAUUUCCCGCGAGUUUUGCUUUCUUUGUUAAAUGAAGGAAUCAAAUAAAAAAAGUGUUUCAAAUUAAUUACAUUUCUAGAAGAAAAUUUGCAAUGGAUGACAGAACUGUUGAUUUGAUUUUUGCCGGCUCCCUAGAGUCUUUGCCACCAGUUAGUUCUAAAAUUGUUCGAAUUUUCACAAGUUCAACUUUUACAGAUACAACGAUGGAACGUAAUACAUUGAUGGCGAAAUGUUAUCCGCGAAUUAAGGACUAUUGCCGAGAGAAACAUGGUCUAGAGUUUCAGGUGGUCGAUAUGAGAUGGGGGGUUCGUGAUGAGAGUACAGAUGAUCAUAUGACUACGGAACUUUGCAUGAAGGAAAUAGAGAACUGUCAACGACUGUCGAUGGGCCCAAAUUUCGUUGUUUUUCUUGGACAAAAAUAUGGUUAUCGUCCAAUACCCACAUACAUUCUUUCUUCUGAGCUUCAGCUUCUACGUGAUGAACUAACCGCUUUGAAUGUUGACGGGAGUUUGCUUGAUAUGUGGUAUAAAAAAGAUAGUAACGCAGUCCCGCCAAUAUCAGUGCUCCAGCCAAUAUCAUCAAUACUUGUGAAUUUCAAUAACAAGAGAGUACCGAAAUUACAAGCUGAAGAUCAAGCUAUUUGGUGGGAUACAUUGGGCAAAAUGCAAAAAAUACUCAGAAAAUCUGCAGCGUCCUUGAGUUCAGCUGGAAAAAUUGACAAAGACCAAAUGCACAACUAUUUCAUGUCAGUAACGGAGAGGGAAGUUAUCAAUGGAAUUUUAAAUGUGAAAAAUACAAAGAACCAUUGCCUGGCCUAUGUUCGAUAUAUCAACAACAUAAAUUUACAAAAUUUGAAAAAAGCAUCACUUUUCGUUGAUAUUAUUAAUCGUAGCUUGGACACCGAAGCAUCGAAAUUGCUUGCAAAUCUGCGAGAUGAACGUUUGCCCAAUAAAAUUGAGACGACCAAUAUCCAAAAGUAUACUGUGGAAUGGAUUGGAAGAGAAGGCGUUGACACCGAAACACAUGAAGAAUAUUUGAACAACUUCAUCGCACAUUUCUAUAAAAACAUUAUUAAACUGGUAGACCGUGCAAUGCGCAAAGAAGAUUCAAGCGCUCAAGGACAAAUUGUGACAGAAAUUCUGCAACACUUACAUGCUUGUAACAAUUCAGUGAAAGUUUUUUAUGGACGAGAAGAGUCUUUAAAGCGUAUAGAAAACUACAUGCUUAAUUAUUCAGAAAAACCGUUAGUUCUCUAUGGUGAGGGAGGCUGUGGUAAAACUUCAUUAUUGGCAAAAAGUGCUUCAUUGGCGUUAACAAACUGGUUCAAAGAUUAUAAACCAAUCAAUAUAGUCCGUUUUUUGGGAACUACGCCCGAUUCAAGUGCACUGACUCCAACAUUGAUUUCGAUUUGUCAACAGAUUUCGUAUAAUUUUAUGCUUCCAUUUGAGAAUAUACCGGAUGAUUUGGUUCCAUUGACUGCUCACUUCAAGCAUUUGCUUACUUACGCUUCUUCAAUGCAACCACUUUUCUUUUUCCUUGAUUCAAUUGACCAACUUACUGGAACGGCUGAUAAGGUAUCGUGGCUGCCAACUCGAAUGCCCCCGAAUUGCAAGAUAAUAUUAUCAUGCGCAAAUGAAGAAGCCAAUCCAACUGUGUCCAGAGAGUAUCAUUUGUUGAGGAGAUUGAUUGAUAUAGACGAGAAUUUCAUUGAAGUACGAGAGCUGGGUGAAGAUCUAGCUAUGAACGUUAUUAAGAGAUGGAUGAAUACAGCCUGUCGAGAUUUAAACAAUUUUCAAUGGCGCUUAGUUGCCAAUGCAAUCGCUAAAUGUUCUCUACCCAUAUUUGUGAAAUUGG